AUGCGACUCGGAGGACAUGUGAAAGCCGGCAUUUUCCGCAGGCACUACCAGCCCCGAGAAACGAUUGAUGGCGCGGCAAAUUUCCUGGGCCGAGAGCAAAGAAAGGACGUUCUGGAGGUCAGCCAGGAGUUGAACAUCCCCUACGUCCCAAACCUACUGCAAUCCCUACCAGCGCGUGAGCUUUAUGAUCUC
This is a messenger RNA of Lindgomyces ingoldianus, 192 nucleotides long. RefSeq lists its product as uncharacterized. The transcript has a single exon. Lineage: Eukaryota; Fungi; Ascomycota; Dothideomycetes; Pleosporales; Lindgomycetaceae. The annotation marks the transcript as partial. The record is from RefSeq and is a predicted model, not a curated record.